Molecule: messenger RNA, 6443 nt
Organism: Triplophysa dalaica
Lineage: Eukaryota; Metazoa; Chordata; Actinopteri; Cypriniformes; Nemacheilidae
Product: multiple PDZ domain protein
Molecular function (GO): protein binding
Source: RefSeq, a predicted model, not a curated record
UUCUCGCGUAAUCCCACCUAUUGUCUAUAAUGCUGGAUAUUUGUAACGCCACUUCGACAUUCGAAAAUCUUGUUAAAGAGUGGAUUCCAGCUUUAUGAGAUCAGAUGGGACGUCCGCAAACGUUUCACAUGAGCUGCGAAGGAAACCUGUUGAUCCGAAAGUGAAUGCGGGAUGUUAGAGCACAGUAGCUAAGUAUUCAAAGAAUUAAAAAUGAUGGACACACAGCGUGCUUUGGUGGCAGUGGAACGUUUGCAGAACAAGCUGAAGGAAAGAGGAGAAAUGCCUACCGAGGAAAAACUCAGUCUGCUUAAGAGUGUUUUACAGAGCCCUCUGUUCCACCAGAUACUUAUCAUGCAAGAGACUGGACAGCAGCAACCCCAACAGCAGGAUUCUCCCAUGACGCCUCAGUCCCAGUCUAUGAGCGAUGAUGUGGACUCUGUGAAUGCUUCUCAGCCCAAUUGCACGCUGAGGUACAGAGACUCCUACCUCUCUGCCCAGCGAAGCAAUGACCGAUCCACCAAUCAAGUGACUUUUGACCCCUGCGUCGCAGAGGACAUUUCACAUCUGCAGUAUAUUGCCCGGGGUCGGACCGUUCUCAGUUUUGACGUGGAGAGGGGAGAGAGUGCUUUAGGCAUCCGCAUUAUUGCCGUGGAUGCCGAAAGCAGCGGAGGUCAUGGUAUCUUCAUACAGGAGAUUCGAUCAGGCUCAGUGGCAGACAGUGAUGGACGCCUGUGUGAGGAUGAUCAGAUUUUGGCAAUCAAUGGCAAGCUGAUUGACUCCUCAGUGACGCAUGAACAGGCCGUGAAGAUUCUUCAGGAAGCCUCCUCCACUGUAACCUUAACUGUAGCCAGAGGACCAGUUGCAGAGGCCAAACCCCCACAGAUGAGCCACACUCCUCGACAGAUUCAUCUGAUCGAGUUACAGAACGACGGAUCAGGCCUGGGCUUCGGCAUUGUGGGAGGGAGGACUACCGGCACCAUGGUUAAAACCAUCCUACCUGAAGGUCCAGCAGGAAAAGAUGGCAGAUUGCGUAGUGGUGAUCUGCUCCUCCAGAUUGGUCAUGUUGACGUGUCCUCCAUGAGCAUUGAGGAGGUGGCACAGGAGCUUCAUCUUGCCGGAACCAAAGUGAAACUUCUCAUCGCCACCGCUGAUGGUGACCUCUCUUCCCCGAUCGCCCGACAACAGGACACUCAGGAUUCAGCAGAGCGAAAGGAAAACGAUUUCAGUAGAAAAAGAUUAGCCAAAAACGGCUUGGGCGUCAACAUCGCUAAGUCUACGGAAAACCUGGACACAGUUUUAGAGGCAGGUGAGUUUGUAAUAAAGAGUAUAUUAAAGGGAAGCAGGACGGAGAGUGAUGGACAGAUUCACACUGGAGAUCACAUUGUCGCUGUGGAUGAUCAGAGUCUGAAUGACUGCGGUGAACCAAUGGCAGAGGAGAUUUUGGAUUCGACUGGCCAACACGUGGAGGUCUAUCUUCUGAACAAGAACUCACAAUCUGGAACACAAGCGUCCCCCACAAUCUCCACAACCUCCGAAAGACCCCUGACACCAAUGGAUCUCCUGCCCCCUCCUCCACCCCCCCAUCUACCAGAGCCAAAGUCAGUGCUGCCCCACGGCAAAGUUCUCUACACUGAGCGACAUGACCUCAACUUCAACAGAGAGAGCAUUGAGUCGAAGCAAACCUGUUAUUUGGAGUCCAAGAUGGAGAACUGCAACCACCAGUCAUCCCUACAAAAACUGUCUGAGGAAGACGAGAGAAAACUAAAGGACAUGUGGCAAAGUAAACUGGGCCCUCAAUAUGAAAUCAUGGUGGCUCAGGUUGAGAAGUUCAGUGAGAGCAGUGGUCUAGGUGUGAGUUUGGACACCAAGGAAGGUCAUCAUUAUAUCUGCUCUAUAUUGCCGGAGGGUCCAGUGGGACAGUCGGGAAUCAUCCGCCCUGGAGACGAACUUCUAGAGGUGAACGGGUCGUCUCUGAUUGGUGAGACACAUAAGGAAGUGGUUUGUUUGCUCAAGGAACUUCCUGUGAGAGUUUGCGUGGUGUGCAGUCGCCUCAUUCCAACCACACUCAUCAAGGAAGAUGAUGCCGAUGCUGAUGCUGAUGAUAAUGAUGUGCAACUUACCCUCAAGGAGCUACUGGCAGAAUUUAAUGAAAAGGCUGAGCAAAAUUUGAUCAGCACUGACAGUGAGGAUGAUGGGAAGACAGACGCUCCAGUUCUAUCCCAUCAGGCCAUGUGGGAGAAUGAGAUUCACGUUUAUGAGCUGCAGAAAGGCCAUUCUGGUCUGGGAUUUAGUGUACUAGACUACCAGGACCCCAUGAACCCAGGGCGGACUGUCAUAGUGAUCCGCUCUCUCGUAGCAAGCGGUUUGGCAGAGAGAGAUGGCCGCUUGUUGCCAGGCGACCGGCUGAUGUUAGUCAAUGGAACCGACUUGAGCCAUGCGAGUCUAGCCGAGGCUGUUCAUGUUCUGAAGAGCACUGCUUUAGGAACCGUACACAUCGGAGUCUCCAAACCAUUACCAGAAAAUGACACCCAGGACACAGGAUCUGAUGUAACAGGCAAGAGCUACUCAGCACAUAACAAUAAGCAAGGAUUUCUGAAGAACAACUUUCAAUCGCAUAAUAGCAAGAUGGAGGCCGGUUCUAAAGCCAUCUCUGUCCCCUCCAGUGGUUUUGACAGAACCGUAACUAUUGUCAGGGGAAACUCCAGUCUGGGUAUGACAGUGAGUGCCUUAAGGGACGGUUCAGGCAUGAUAAUCCGAUCAGUGGUUCAUGGCGGGUCAAUCGGUAUGGAUGGGAGACUGGCAGUGGGGGAUGGAAUUAUAGCCGUCAAUGGGGAAUCCACCACUGAUCUGACUAACGCACAGGCCAGAGCUCUGCUGCGAAGACAUUCACUCAUUGGACCUGAUCUGAGUGUGAUGUACAUACCUGCCGCCUUCCUGGAGGAGUACAGAGCCAGCUUUGCCCAAUCCAAACAGGAAAUGGAAACACACCAUCCCACCACUAUCGAAUCCAAGCCACCUCUGAACUUGCCCUUUAAAACCCUGGAAUGCAUUUCAGAACAGCAGAGUAAAGUGGAUGGUAGACGGGUGAAUGGAAAGAUUCAUGUUGCAGAAGUGAAUGACAGUAGAGAUAACCCAAGUCACAUAAGGCAAAGGGAGAAUGGUGAAAGACGGGAUGAGGACAUACAAGCUGGCAGUAAAGAAAUGAAUGGACAGAGUGCCAUGAAAGAUAAAGGUGAAGAAGAGCCUCACAGGAAGGAUCAUAGUUCGUGGAGUUGCCCUAAUAGGGUGACGUUAUUUAAGGCGGGAGGGACGUGUCUAGGGAUCAGUGUGGUGGGGGGCCGUGGCAUGGGGAGUCGUCUGAGCAAUGGAGAAAUGAGAAGAGGCAUCUUCAUUAAACACAUCGCUGAAGACAGCCCAGCAGCCCGCAGCAGAGUUCUGAAAGAAGGAGAUCGCAUUCUUCAGGUCGGAGGUGUAGAUGUGAGUGAUUUUACUCAUGAAGAAGCCGUUGAGGCGAUUCGAAGAGGAGGAAACAGAGUAGAACUGCUUGUACAGAGUCCACGGCUUUCGACCCCUGUCAACUGCCAUGAGGAAGACAAUCUGUCAAAGACAAAUGAUCAGGAACAUGAGAUACCCAAUAAUCUUUCGCACCUCUCCCCCACCUGCCCCUUCAGCCCGGCCCCCUUUAAGCGUACUGGAGAAGAAAAGUUGGGGAAGCCUAACAUAAUGAAAGUGGCCUCCAGGCCUCUGGACACAGAAGCAAAUGGAGUGCAGAAAGUUCCAGAGAGACCACCCCUGCCAGAGGAAACGUCACAUCAUCAGAGCGAUCAGGAGCAGACCCCUUACUGGAGUCGCGUGCUGCAGAGGUACGGCAGCCUGCCCGGAGAGCUACACAUGUUCGAGCUGGACUGCAGUUCACACAGCUCCGGACUCGGCCUGUGUUUGUCGGGAAACCGAGAUGGUGCGCGUGGAAGGAUGAGCGUGUACGUGUCGGAGAUCAAACCAGACGGAGCUGCUGCCGCAGAUGGUCGGAUCAGAGUGGGAGAUGAACUGUUGGAGAUAAAUGGACAGGUGCUGUAUGGGCGCAGUCACCAGAACGCUACAGCGAUCAUCAGUAGCGCUUCAGCUAAAGUCAGGGUCCUUCUCACCAGGAGUAAAGCUAAAUUGAAACAAAUGGCUACAGGACCAGUAUUGGAGAUGGACGGCUGUCCUGUUAAAUCCCCCUCUACUGCAUCUGAAGGUCAACAUCAGGAUGGAAGGAUCAGUGAAGAGGAUAAACUGAAGUCUUGCUCCUCAGAGAAGCUCAACGCUGGUCUUCCUGCUUCAAUCAAUGCCACAUCCAAUCACAAGCUCCCCUGUCAUCCUGCCAGUCACACACCCUCCAGCCGCUGUUCCCCUCUGUCAUCUGACAUCUCAUCAGCUGAUGAGAGCCGAUCGUGCGGUUUUACAGCUAAUCAGAGCUCUCGCAUGGGACCUCAAAGCACGUCUUACUUGGCUCAGUGUUCUGUGACCUCUGUCCCUCUUACAUGUCCCAUCGUACCUGGUUGCAUUAAUAUCAUUGAUAUCUGCAAGGGCUACACGGGGCUCGGCCUCAGCAUAGUAGGAGGAUGCAACACAGCGCUGGGUGUAAUAAUGAUUCAUGAAGUCAAUAAGGGUGGCGCAGCACACAGAGACGGUCGGUUAUGGGCAGGAGAUCAUAUAUUAGAGGUAAACGGCAUUGAUCUGAGAAUGGCCACUCACGAGGAGGCCUUGAGCGUCCUGCGCUUGAGCCCACAGCGUGUGAGACUGUGUAUAUACAGAGAUCAAGUCAAAGACACACUGCAGAAUCACACAAUCCACACACCCGAGGACAUGUGGGACCUCUUCAGCGUCGACCUGAACUUAGAACUGGGACUUAGUCUGGGCUUUGGCAUUGUGGGUAAAAGGAAUGACACAGGAAUCUUUGUGUCUGAGAUAAAGAGGGGAGGGGUGGCGGACCUGGAUGGGAGACUGUUGCUAGGUGACCAGAUAUUGUCUGUGAAUGGGGACGACAUCCGAGCGGCAUCGCAGGAAUAUGCCAGUGCGCUGCUGCAGAGCUGUACUGGGUCUGUACUUUUUGAGGUGGCACGUUUUAAAGCUUUACCAUACUACUCAUAUGGAGACCAGCCGUGUGAGGUGGACGUCCCUCAUCUCUCGUCUCUCUGCACAAACGACUCUGCGGACGAAAACGUGGACAUCAGAACGGUCACUGUUCAGAGGCAUGAGUGCGAUUCUGUGGAGCUCGGAGUGCGAGACACACAGGGACACGCAACAAUUUACAUCUCCAACCUGGACCCUACCACGCCUGCAGCACAGUCUGGACUCCUUCAGCUCGGCGCUGGAUUGAUCAGCAUUAACGGGACAGCAACAGAAAAUCUGUCAGUCGCUGAAGUGAAAGCCCUUCUGAGAAACAGCAGCGGGCCUGUCACACUGCAGGUGAUGCCGAGUGGCUGUGUGGGUGGAGCAGUGUUCAGCAAAGAUCAGUCAUCUUUAAUUCCCUCCUCAACUGGACUCUUGGAAAAUCAACAGAGUUCUCCUCAGUUUCAAACUAUCGCUCUUGAACGUGGCUCUGCUGGGCUUGGCUUCACUAUUGUGGGAGGAAUCGGCAGUUCCCACGGCGACUUACCCAUCUAUGUCAAGAAUGUAUUCUCCAAGGGAGCUGCGGUGGAUGACGGGCGUCUGCUGGGAGGCGAUCAGUUGCUGGCAGUAAAUGGGCGGAGUCUGGAGGGUGUCACUCACACCGAGGCUGUUGAGAUCUUGAGACAGACCAGUGGACCGGUUACUCUACAAGUACUCUCAAAUAGAUCACCGACUUGCUGAUAAUAUCACAUAGAAGACAUUUUCACUUUUUCUGGAGGAUGAUUGUCAUAAACUGAGUGAGAACAGAUGACGGCCUAGUUCCACUUCUCAAAGCGUGCAGUCCGGCACACAGAUGGCAGUCAAACAAACUAAGAAAUGUGACACUGGAUGUACAAGGGAAAGUGGGAGAAGCCAAUAGAUAAUAGUGCUAAACUAUGAUUCUCUGUUAUCGAAAAACAUAUCAGCUGUUUUGUACUGCAUUGCAUGAAAUUGUCAUUUAAUUCACUUUUCAGCAUCCGAUAGUUCCAAAAGGAAUUAUAUUAAAUCUAAAUUGUAUAGAUAAUUGAGCAUAAUUGUAAGUGUGGUUCAAUUAUCUGAUGAACACAAUAGUGGAAAGUUGUAAAUCACGGGAUGAAAUAUUUAUGGAACCAUUCAGCUAUUUGCUAAUAUAGGAACAUUUUUACCGAUCAUAAUAUUUAAUAAUGCUGUCAGAUUUAUGUAGUUCCUUCUUAGCUCUAAUGAUUCAGAAUAACAGUUCAGAGAUUUGCCUUUCUACAUCAUGUGUAUUUCCAUAUAUUAGCAACAUGUAUUAAUUAUUGCUGUAAAUAAUAAAGUCUUUAUGUUAUGUA